GCAGAAAGUCUCCACCCUUCCCAUACCAUACACUAUCCUCGUCGUAUUCCCCGGAUUUGUCUUAUUUUUUUUCGGUUUGACUUUUCCUAACUGUUGCUGUCUAUAUUUUCCCAUGUUGAAUUGCUAUCGCAAGAUAGAGUUGGAUUUGGGUCGACAAUUACUGGUGACUCUUAAAUUCUGACACUCGUAUCGGGAUUGUAUAUGAGACUAUACUUAGCGGUGUUGGAUACCAGAUUGCCGGCAUCGGCCAAGCUCAACGUCGGCCUUGGCACUCCCGAACUCUCAACGCAGAUAUAGUUCCCGAUUACGAGAAGCGCGAGGAGAGCAUGGGUCUAGAAAUUGAAGAGAGACCUCCAAGCAAUGUAGGUAGUACGGACACCACCCGGGACAGCGAGAAGGACAGUAUCAGAGCCGCUCCAGAAUUGCAAUCAACGAAAACGGACGAUGUCUCGGGCGACGAGGAGGCACACGCACCUGAGCGUGCUCGUUCUCACACUGCAUCGGUUCGGUCCCGAGCCGUCACCAUUAUACCGAGGGCAAGGCGCCGAGGACUGUUAGCAAGGUUGACUGUUAUCCCAGAGGUAAAAAGGCCUUAUGAGUAUACCCACCGGGUGAAGUGGACCAUCACUACCAUCGUGGCUGCCGCUGGGGCUGCUGCGCCCAUGGGUUCGGCCAUAUUCUAUCCCGCACUUUCAUCAAUGUCAAAAGACCUUGAUGCCUCAGCAACUAUUACCAACUUGUCAAUUGCAUUCUACAUGCUUGCCAUGAGUAUCUUCCCACUCUGGUGGUCGUCCUUCUCUGAAACCCUGGGGCGGCGCAAUAUCUACCUCAGCUCCUUUACUCUGGCAAUCGUCUUUGCCGUUCUUAGUGGGUUGAGCGUGAAUGUGGCCAUGCUGAUCGUCAUGCGAAUCCUGUCGGGUGGUGCUGCCGCCUCAGUCCAAGCUGUUGGUGCUGGAACAAUUGCGGACAUCUGGGAAAGCAGGGAACGAGGUCGCGCCAUGGGAGUGUUUUACCUUGGCCCUUUGAUGGGACCUCUGUUCGCCCCGAUCAUUGGCGGUGUUCUUGCCGAAGGAUUUGGAUGGCGAUCUACCAUGUGGUUCAGCGCUGCCUAUUCGGCCGUUGUACUUGUCCUGCUCACCUUCUGUCUCCCCGAGACUUUGGCAAAGAAGAGACCAGCGGCCCCCGAGGCUUCGCGGUCAAGCGGGCGUCCAGACGCACUCUCGCGCGUGUCAACCGCCUGCUCGGUUCAGAUGCGCACCAAACUGGUCGCUGGAUAUCUCAAACGGUGUUUCCUCGAUCCACUCCAGGUCAUAACGUAUCUACGUUUCCCAGCCGUCGCUCUCGUCGUCUACUACGCAGCCAUUACCUUCGGCGCGCUAUAUGUACUCAACAUCUCAGUCCAAUCCGCCUUCUCUUCUUCACCCUACAACUUCUCCGCCCUCCUCGUCGGCCUCCUCUACAUCCCAAACUCCAUAGGCUACUUCCUCGCCUCCAUCUUUGGCGGUCCGUGGAUCGACCGUAUCAUGGUCCGGGCCGCCGAGAAGGCCGGCCGCUACGAUGCCGACGGCAAGCUCAUCUACCUCCCCGAAGACCGCAUGCGCGAGAACAUCUGGAUCUCCGCUACGCUGUACCCCGGCGCGCUGAUUUGGUAUGGCUGGGCGACCCACUAUGGCGUUCACUGGAUCGUGCCUAUGGUGGCUAAUUUCUUCUUUGGCGUGGGGAGCAUGUUGGUUUUCAGUGCGGCUACGACGAUGUUGACCGAGUUCAUGCCGCGUAAGAGUAGCAGUGGUGUGGCGUUGAAUAAUUUUGUUAGAAAUAUAUUUAGCUGUACUGGAGGUAUUAUUGCGCAGCCGCUGAUAGAUGCCAUUGGCCAUGGGUGGUUGUUUACCAUUCUGGGGCUUGUGGCUUGGGUGAGUGGAAAUGCGAGCAUUUGGCUGUUGAGGCGGAAUAGUGAGAAGUGGCGGACGCAGAUGGACAAGGCUCUUAACCCUCAAUAACCACUGUGUGGAAGGAUUGAAUACUAAGUUAGAUUAGACUGCAUAAUCACAGCAAAGAAUAUAAUCAAUGAG
Pseudomassariella vexata is the source of this 2069-nucleotide messenger RNA. RefSeq names its product major facilitator superfamily transporter. Gene Ontology annotation, molecular function: polyamine transmembrane transporter activity. Bases 327 to 1997 code for a protein of 556 amino acids. Gene Ontology annotation, biological process: intracellular polyamine homeostasis; transmembrane transport. The transcript is spliced from 3 exons. Lineage: Eukaryota; Fungi; Ascomycota; Sordariomycetes; Amphisphaeriales; Pseudomassariaceae. The record is from RefSeq and is a predicted model, not a curated record.